CACUGGUGAUAUGAUCAAACUGCCCCACUAGAAGCUGUUUGGUCUAUCAUAGGCAACUGGACCGCAGAGUGCGUAUUUCAUUAAACACUUCAGACAGUAAACAAGUGAGCCCGGCGGCAAAAAGGGACAUUUUUGUCUUUUAAAAGCUCAGAGACCAAUUUGUUGCAUUAUGGACCCUAGCUCUGGGAGCGCCCCUCCACAAGAAUGGUCUGGAGAGAAGUCCUCCAUGGGCCAGAUGCCACCUCCGCCCUACCACGACAACCCGGGCUACCCUCAACCCGGCCCGGGCUACCCUCAGGCCGGCCCGGCGUACCCACCGCAGCAGGGCUACGGGAUCCCGCCGCAGUAUGGGGGGGCAGGAUAUGGACAGCAGCCGUACCCCGCAAAUCAGGAGUACCCAGGAAAGCCGGCCACCGUCACUGUCCAGCCCACGGUGUACAUGACUCAAGGCCCGCUGGUUAACCCUGUCAAUGACUACAUGUGCUACUCCAUCUUCACCAUGCUGUGCUGCUGCCUGCCGCUCGGAAUCGCUGCCCUCAUCUACUCCAUCUCAGCCCGUGAAGCCAACCAUGUCGGAGACCGGAUGGGGGCCGAGCGGAGCAGCAGGACUGCCAGGACACUGAACCAUGUGGCCCUGGGACUCGGCAUCGGGGGCGUCAUCCUGUGCAUUGUCUACGUAGUGGUUAUGGCAUCUCUGAUAAAACAUUAAAACUGUUUCAGCAUCUUUCCAUAUUUGACAUUCGAUAUCAGGUAAUCAGCCCACAUCAGGAACCUUACUGGUCAUCUGGAGUUUCAUUGUUUAAUUGAAAAUAUGUAACCAUAAAGUCACCUGAUUGGCUAAAAGAAAAAAAGAAAGAAAUUUUGAUUUUGAUUUCAUUAUCAACGGUAGAUGACCUUUUAUUUUAAAGCAACUGCAGAAGGGCUUUAAUAUAAUCCAUUACUCUCCAACCAAUACAACCUACCAAAGAUUUAUAUUUCAUCAACAUAUAUUGUGCUUAUGACUUGCUUUCUAUGUAAUCACACAAAAAUCAAUGUUUUUUGUUUUAUACAUAUAACUAUUCAACUUUGAUGCCUUAGAAGUUUUGCCUUGUUUCUGUGUUGCUCCACCACACAAGUAUAAUUCAAAGAGAAUGUUGCAUGUCAUAUUCAAAUAGCAAAUGAUUAUCAAUACAGUUUGCAGGGUGUCAUCUUUUAGUGGUGUUGGGUUUUGUUCAGUUCUGUAAUUGAAAGAAAUUUGUCUGUGCGAUGGGCAAAAUAUUGCUGCCUUUUCAAUGGCUGUAAAUAUGCACUAACACCCUAACCUAUGUAUGCUAACAUAGUAUUCCAUAUAAAAAGAACUAACCAGUGAUACUUCAAAAUACUCAGAGGAGAAAGAGAGAGAUUUGGCUUUGUUUAGCUCAUGUUGAACAAGUAAAAAUAACAAGAGUGAGCCUGUUUCUCAUCACAGUGUGUCUGAUCUGAGAGUGCAUGCUACAAGGAGAUCCUUCUGUUUCAGUGAUUUUCACAUCAAAGUCCUCUUCUGUAUUCCAGCUAAACAGGAAUGCACAGCUUCACGCAAAAUAAGCAGAAACUUAGUCAGAGUGGAGCCAGUAUGACUGACACAGCCAGUUGCUCGAUCAGUGGCUCUCGCACUCCUAUUCUGAAAGCUGUAGUGUUACGUGUCACUGGUCUGGGUGUUGUUUGUCAUGCAAUUUUUUUAUGUUCUUUUCUUAAAGCUGAAAAAGUAAGAUUUUACUGUAUACCAGAUUUCUUUUUAAAUAAAGUUGGAGUAUAUUGAGAGAAAAACCA
Morone saxatilis (striped sea-bass) is the source of this 1788-nucleotide messenger RNA. Its product is annotated as proline-rich transmembrane protein 1. The transcript has 3 exons. Gene Ontology annotation, cellular component: membrane. The record is from RefSeq and is a predicted model, not a curated record. Bases 170 to 709 code for a protein of 179 amino acids. NCBI's taxonomy places the organism in Eukaryota, Metazoa, Chordata, Actinopteri, Moronidae.